Molecule: messenger RNA, 1399 nt
Organism: Ctenopharyngodon idella (grass carp)
Lineage: Eukaryota; Metazoa; Chordata; Actinopteri; Cypriniformes; Xenocyprididae
Gene: pllp
Product: plasmolipin
Exons: 5
Coding region: 210-731 (173 amino acids)
Biological process (GO): myelination
Cellular component (GO): membrane
Molecular function (GO): structural constituent of myelin sheath
Source: RefSeq, a predicted model, not a curated record
GGUGAAAAGGUGGAAUGGACUGUUCUCCAGGGACCAAAGUCCAUUUCAUACCUCACGGAGAGUAGAUACCAGCAAAAAUAAACUAUAACAGCAAAGUUUUACAUCUGUCCGCUGCAGAAAAGUGGCUAAAGAUGAGUCAAUGAGUGCAGUACAAAAAUGACUGUUGCAGUGGCAUUUUCAUAUAAUCAACUCUUUUAUACUGAGAAGAAAUGGCAGAUUUUCCUGGUAAAGUCAGCACUCAGACCAGCUCACAAGAACCUCAAAGAAGUUUUGGAAUCCCAUUGAGUGUUGACAUGAACUUCAUCAAAGGCAUUCCUGGUAUUCUACUUUUGGCUGAGAUUGUUGUUGGAUUACUGGUGUGGGCGCUGAUUGCCAGUACCCCAUUCUCCUCGGCAUCUGUUUAUGGCUGGGUCCUGUUUGUCAGCGUGACGCUGUGGCUUUUGAGCAUCGCCCUGUUGGUUGUGCUGUUGCUGAGGCUUCAUCAGAGUCUACCCCCAAUACCCUGGCCUUUGGUGCUCAUGGUGUUUUACUUAGUCGCAGCUGUUCUAUACCUAACUGCCUUUUUGGCUAAUGCUGCAUCCGUUCCACGUGUACAUUACCAUGGUCAUCUGGGAACUUCUGCAUUCUUUGCCAUAGUGGUGACCCUGUUAUAUGCAGCUAGCAGCUACUUUGCCUAUUUGGGCUGGAGGGGUGAAGGGCAAAACGCAGCGGGGAGUACAGUGCCUGUAUAGACCAUCCUGUGAUCAACACUGUCAUUAACUAUGCGAGGACACUUCCAAGAGGAUAUUACUCAGAUUAUUUGGUAUUGCUGAAAAUCCUCUUCAGGAACGUCCAACAACCCAUCUGUAUAACGGUGCCCAGCAUAAUUGCUAGAAGGUUUAUAACAUGGGCAUUUUGUGUACUGAGAGUCACCAGCCUGCACAAGCAGCAGGUUUGGGGUCAGUAAGAUUUUUUUUUUUUAAAGAAAUUAAUACUUUUAUUCUACACUGAGGUAUUGAUUAAAAGUGACAUUUAUAAUGUUACAAAAAUUCCAUUUCAAAUAAAUGCUGUCAAAUUUUCAGUUCAUCGAAAAACUUGAAAAAUUGGGCAUUAAAAUGGAAAAAAACAGCUUUGCUAUCACAGGAAUACAUCCUAUUUUAAAAUUAAUAUUUUACAUUUUUUCACAAUAUUACUGUUUAUUGCAUUUUUUUAUCAAAUAAAUGCAUCCUUAGUGAGCAUGAGACUCCUUCAAACACAUAAAAUUUUACCAACCCCAAACUUUUAGUGUACUAUUUUUGUAAGAUACACAAACUGACUUGAGCAAAUAUGUAUUUAAGUGGUGAGGUUCUUGCAUUAUUGUACAGUUAUGCUUAAUGUAAUUGAUUCAUUGUUUUGAGCAUAAAAAUGUUUUGAAAAAACA